AUGCUCACCUCGGAGCCGGAGUGGGAGAUGGUCAGCAGCUCCGCCAAGGACAUGGCCUUCGAAGAGUUCCCCGUAGAUGAUGCAGAGCCACCAUCGUGGGCAGCUCGGCUUUGUGCCCGCAAAGACAUGGCCAUCAAAUCUUGUAGCAAGCUUUCCCGGAAGCCGAUUCAGAAGCUCGAUGGGAAGGUUGCCAGCUUGGCAACUGGCCCAGAGAUUACAAUUGACGGAGGCUGCGUGGGAGAGGACGAUGUUUUCGAGUUCCCAGAUGCCAAGGAGCUUGCCCGAGAGACUCAUUGCCGCCAAGCGGGUAAGGGUCGUCACACCCUACGUGCCAAAGGCCACUGCCCAGUUAAGAAGCAUUCAGACGUGUCGGUAGUUGCAGCUGGCGACGCCCAUCCACAGGAUGUUUCCCAAUUGGCCACUAUCCUGCGGCAAGUUCCUGUGCACCAGGUGGUCAAACAAGUCGGGGGAACUUGCCAGGAAGUCAAGACCAGGGAAGGCCGACAGGCAGUCCUGUCUGGUGCCAAGAUGUACGACGUCACAGUGCCAGUCGUGGGCCCUGGUGAUGAUGACAUUGAUGUCACAUAUCGAGUUGUAGAAGACGGACGCGGUGGCACCAACCGGGCAACCCGGAAUCCGAAGUGCAGCGCCAGCAUCCAGAACAUCGAUGCAACCCAAGCAAGGAGCAAAGUGCCGGAGUGCGCGCAGACCCGGAAGCAACAGACUUGCAAGAAAGACAUCCAAGAAGGCAUGAACAUCAUGGGCUUCGCCUGA
Messenger RNA from Symbiodinium natans, 774 nucleotides. The record is from the annotation of a GenBank genome assembly. Lineage: Eukaryota; Dinophyceae; Suessiales; Symbiodiniaceae.